AUGGCCCCAAAGAAGGCAAAGAAGACAGCCGACAGCAUCAACUCGCGCCUGGCGCUUGUGAUGAAGUCUGGCAAAGUCACUCUCGGCUACAAAUCUACCCUCAAGACUCUCCGUUCUGGCAAGGCCAAGCUGGUCAUCAUUGCCGGCAACACCCCUCCUCUGCGCAAGAGUGAACUUGAGUACUACUCUAUGUUGUCCAAGACAAAUGUCCAUCACUUCGCUGGAAACAACAUUGAAUUGGGCACUGCUUGCGGAAAACUUUACCGUUGCUCAACCAUGGCUGUGCUCGAUGCUGGUGACUCUGACAUUCUCGGUGCCAGCACUGCAUAA
This is a messenger RNA of Exophiala bonariae, 330 nucleotides long. It is a transcript of the gene RPL30, whose product is annotated as 60S ribosomal protein L30. The record is from RefSeq and is a predicted model, not a curated record. The coding region runs from base 1 to 330 and encodes 109 amino acids. The transcript is spliced from 3 exons. Gene Ontology annotation, cellular component: cytosolic large ribosomal subunit. Gene Ontology annotation, molecular function: structural constituent of ribosome; RNA binding. Lineage: Eukaryota; Fungi; Ascomycota; Eurotiomycetes; Chaetothyriales; Herpotrichiellaceae.